Mytilus californianus (California mussel) is the source of this 1121-nucleotide messenger RNA. RefSeq lists its product as uncharacterized. The record is from RefSeq and is a predicted model, not a curated record. The coding region runs from base 26 to 559 and encodes 177 amino acids. The transcript has 4 exons. NCBI's taxonomy places the organism in Eukaryota, Metazoa, Mollusca, Bivalvia, Mytilida, Mytilidae.
UUUUUAUAACUACGAGUUUAUUUGGAUGAAUGAAAGAAAUGACACAAUUUAUGCUGGCAUAUACUAUACAGAAGGCAACGGAAAUUCUCCACAGUUUGUGUACUCAUUUGAAGGCGUUAGUUUUACAGGAAGCCAAAGUCCAACAAACGUUUCAAAUCUAACUUUUUCGAAAUAUUUUGAAGUUGACUUUCUUAUGGCAGGUAACUGUAAUACUUCAAGUGUAAACCAACAUUUACAUGAAUGUCCAGAAACCAGGCUUUGUCAGUGUCCAUGUUCUCCAGUUAAGAAUGGAUCAAAUUACACAGUAGACGAAUUGCAUGAUCUUCUUUUAUCAUCUCUUAAGAAAUUAGAAAAGGAACUAAAAGUCGACAAAAAACUGUUAUCCUCCUAUGUCAGGAAACAUGUGUCUGCAUCGGAUGAAAGACUAUCGUCGCGGUCACUGGGAAUCGGAGGUAUCGUCUGCCUUUGUUUGAUGGCUGCAGCUAUUCUUGGAAUGGAUUUGAUGUCAAUAAAACGUCAUACUGCUACUGCCAAAGGAAUAUGCAUAGGCAGACCUUGAAAACCGGUUAUCGAAUGACAAACAUUUACCAUAAUGCUACAAAGAUGGGAAAGAAGAAUCAUACUAUUGUAACACAACAUAAUGUAACACAAUGCGGGUUAGAACAUUAUUUAAUAACAUAACGACAAAUGUGUAAUGCAUUAACAGACUAUACAAGUGGUGUUACAAUUAUUUUGACAAUCGUAUUAAAAUAAGAUUUGGACAAUUUGUAACAGUAUUUCAUUACAUACAGACAAAUGUGUGUUUCAUUAAUAGACUCUACACAUUAUUAUACAAUCCGUUUUGACUUCAAUUACGCUGAUACAAGUAUCCUGCAGCAAAUUAAUACCACUACACAGACUGACCAGUAAGACUGACCGUAUAUAAAUACUAGGAAAGAAAAAUAAACAAAAGAUUCCAUCAGGUCUCCCCCUCGUGGGUAGGCUGGAAUUAAUUCACUUACCAUCCGAAUUCAUUCUAGUCAGGAUCGAAAUUAUAACUCUAUACGAUCACGUGUCCGUGUGACCAUUUGUAAACUUUCGAACAUUUGAACUUGAGAGACGAUUUAUGAACAUUCUAACAU